Xyrauchen texanus (razorback sucker) is the source of this 4170-nucleotide messenger RNA. RefSeq names its product PDZ domain-containing protein 4-like. NCBI's taxonomy places the organism in Eukaryota, Metazoa, Chordata, Actinopteri, Cypriniformes, Catostomidae. The coding region runs from base 33 to 2429 and encodes 798 amino acids. The transcript is spliced from 6 exons. Gene Ontology annotation, molecular function: protein binding. The record is from RefSeq and is a predicted model, not a curated record.
AAGCAGGUGUUCCUGGAGUUGUUGGUGGGACAAUGGUUAUGACUGACUGUGUGGACAGUGGGACGCAGACAGAUAUUAGUUUCCCACACAUGGUGACAUUAGGCAGGCCUGUCCAUCACAACAGACCAGCAUCACCUCCAUCACCUCCACUUCCACCAGUGCCAGAGCCUUACCUCUUCAACCAGCUUCCUCCAAUGGAACAUGUGUACUAUGACCCAACGGACUACUUCGACAUUAGUCAACAUGAGGUGGACAGACAAGAUGACCUGGAGUAUGAGGAAGUGGAACUGUACAAACCUUGCCAGCAAGAUAAACUGGGUUUAACAGUGUGUUAUCGCACUGAUGAUGAAGAGGAUCUGGGGAUCUAUGUGGGUGAGGUCAACCCCAAUAGCAUAGCUGCUAAGGAUGGCCGAAUCCGUGAAGGAGACAGAAUACUACAGAUAAAUGGAGUGGAUGUUCAGAACAGAGAGGAAGCCGUGGCAAUCCUGACCAGAGAGGACAGCACCAACAUCUCUCUGCUACUGGCACGACCAGAUAUUGAGAAUGAGGCAGAUGAUCUGGAUUUUGAGUUGAGUGUUGGCCAUCUAGAGCACUUGGAUAAUGCUUCGAACUUACCCAGCCCUCAGCAUCGUAGUAAAACCAGAUCCUUACUCGGUGACCUCAACGGAAUCAGAGCUGGUCGGCCAAACUUGUGGCACACCGCACUUAAUAACAGCCAGGAGCUGGACAGUGGAGUGGGUCGCACAGAUGAAAGCACACGCUGUGAGGAGUCCUCAGAACAUGAUCUACUGGCUGAUGAUGCCACCAGCGCAUGCACAACCAACGCCACCAAUACACCUGGCAGCAUGCGCAAGUACCAUGCUGCUCCGCAUGGAUUGGAAUUCCACUACAGCAAUGACUCACUACUGGGGCAAGAUGGAGUUGGACCAGGAGACCAUGGGGUCCCAGAAUCACUGGGGCCAGUGACAAGUAGAGUUCUGAUGACAGGGUUAACGGAGGAGGAAUAUGAACGUUACCAUGAGCUACUGGAGCUCCGUUGCCUUUAUGAGAAAAAUGGAAAUGCAUUUCUUUUGGAUAGGAGGAACUUUGGAGCAGGAGGAGAUGAUUCUGCUGUAGGAGGUGUUCCAUUAGAGAUGAAAUGUAAUGAGAGUCUGAUACAUCAUGAGAUUACUCUUCUAGAGGAGGAAAUUCGUCACCUGGAGUUUAAGUGGCGCAAUAUUUUGCGGGCUCAAAAGAUGCAGCAAUUACGUCAACGUUGCUUAAAGGUCUGGCCAGCUGAUGAAGAGGAUGAUGAAGAAAAGGGAGCAAAUGCUAGGUGUGGAGGUGCUGAUGCACUUCAUCAUGAUCUGUCAGACAUCAACGAAAUUCCAGAAAGGGAACGCUCGGACAAGGAGAGUACAAGCGCCUAUAAUACUGGUGGGGAAAGUUGUAAAAGCACGCCUUUGGCAAGUGAACGGCACCCUUCGCCAUCUGCGGCUGGAGAUUCCAGUGCCUCUGCAACUAUGCGACCUUGGACGCCACGUCACAGAACAAGUACAAGCCGUGACAAGAAUCUAAACUUGCCUUCAUCAGAUUCCAAAAGAAAGAAUGAAGAAACAGGGGAUAGAAGAAACUCUAGUCCAGCAACAAGGCUUCGUUCAUUAUCUCGGAAUGGCGGCAACAGUAGAAAGGGCUUGGAUGGAGCAAGUAAGGGGUCCCAUGCAAAUGGGACUCUGUCUCCUGGGAUAACAAAAGGGGGGAGGAGUGCAGAGAACAGUCCGUAUCUAUCCCGUCGCCAUUGCGGGACCACACUGCCUCCACGUUACCAGAGUUGCAUGCACUUGAGGGACAUCUCUACCAUUGAUAGUCCAGAAGUUAGGGACAACUUUGAAGAAGUUCCUGCUCAACUGAAUACCAUGAAUUGUGUAAACAGAGACUCCGCAGGUGCCCCUGCUAGUUCUAUAAUUACGCCACCACCUCAAUCUUCACCUCGAAUGGAGUGGAAGGUCAAGAUCCGCAGUGACGGCUCACGCUAUGUUGCUAAACGUCCAGUUAGAGAUCGUUUACUGAAAGCCCGUGCCAUGAAGAUUCGGGAGGAGCGCAGUGGGAUGACCACGGAUGAUGAUGCAAUCAGUGAAAUGAAGAUGGGGCGCUACUGGAGCAAAGAGGAACGCAAGCAGCAGCUGCUAAGAGCUCGUGAACAACGGCGACGCCGUGAGUUCAUGAUGCAGAGCCGACUGGAUUUCUUGCGCGAGAAAGAGAAGGAGCAAGAUUCCGGGCCACAGGGUCAUGCUUCCAUACUUGAGUUGAGUCAGAAAAAAAGCAUGAAGAAACGAAGCCGACGCAUCCUGGACAACUGGAUCACCAUACAGGAGCUCCUGGCACAUGGGACCAGUUCAGUUGAUGGAAAGAAAGUGUACAACCCUUUGCUAUCUGUGACCACUGUUUGAUAAGCAGAGCGAAACAGUCUGGACAACUAAAAGACUAAAGUACAGUGAAAACAAUGGGGUACAAAAGGUUGUGUCUAGAAGGAAACCGUCAGGAUGGGAAAAGUCUUGUGAGAGUCAGAUGCAACAUUCAUACACAGUAUUUCUUUUUGGAGUCCCAUAUAAACCCUUCACAUACCCUUACCCCUAAACAUAACCCUAAUAUUUACCUUAACAUUAGUAACAGCAAAUGCAACACUCACAAGAAUUUCCUGCCUGUUGGUUACCUUAUAGAUGCUACAAAAUUAAGAAAAAAAGCAAAAGUAUUUGAAUUUAAGUUUACCAAUGAUUUGUGGCUGUCCAAUUAAGAUGAUAAGAAGCUUAAAUCAACAAAUAAUGGAGAUGGAUAUAAAUGUAUGCUAAAAAAAGGCAAGUGAAUGUACAUUUUUUGUAAUUAAGAUGAACUCUGGUGAACUCUCACAUGAACUCUUAAAUGCACAAGCAGAAUGUUUCAAAGUAAAAAGCAGCAGUGGUCUUAAGCAUUUACAAACAAUAGUACAUCUUCACAAAUAAUUUUCAAUGUAUACAUUAAAUGUAUCUAUACAUUUAUAGAUAACCACUUAAACCAGCAUACACCAUGUCAUAAUUUUUGCUGAAUAUGUGUGAUCUCCUUACUGGUAAAAUUAGAAAGUUGGCAAUAUCACGCAUAUUGCAAUAUUAAGCUUACUGUAACUGUUAACUGGAAUUAAUUUCAUAAAGAAGCACAUGAAUCAUUGAAGAACCAAAAAGCACACAAAGAGCGAAAAGUACACACAAAUAGGCACAACCAAUGAUAAUGUCAAACACUGACAUUGUCCAAAGAAUAUCUGAUGCAAUGAAAAAUAAAUUGGGAUAAUUGUCAACUCAAGGAUUAAAUGGGAUAUUAAUGACACAAAUUAAUUAUUUUGUUGUCAGCUUGCAAAAUCUCAUUUGAAACUGUACCCUUGAUAUUGUAAACAUUUUGCAUGAUGUUGUCUAGAAAUGUUGAAACUAAAGGUAUUUUCACACUGCGCUUAACCCCGGGUUAUUGUAUUUUUAAACACGCUUUUAACCACAGGAAAUGCACUAUUUCACACUGUACAAUUUGUAAACCUUGGGAUAGCAUUCUUAUUUACAAUAUUAUUUGCCGAACUCAAUGAUCUCCACAAUUCGGUCGCAACAGACACACGACCUAUUAAUGGAGCUGCUCUUCUGUGGAAAAACGCUUACAAAAAAAAAAUCUAAACUAGAUGCAAACUUGCAGCUUGUUAUUUUCACAUGCAAAUGAGCUUGUGAUUUGCCGCAAACGUUUGCCAGAAGUUUGCAGCUCUUCGCCGGUAGUGGUCACAAUCCGGCAAACCUCUGACAACAAUGGACAAUUAGCCAAAAGUUUUCUGCAAAGCUCAUUUACAUGUUAAAAUUAUCAGAGGCGAAUUUGUGACACCGGAUCGGUUCACCAUAUAGUUUUGGCACAGCAAAUGUGGUUGAAGAACCCCCUUCCAAAAAGGUGUGAUACGUUGCUUUAACCAUGGUUAAAAGCAAGGUUUAAAAAGACAAUAACCCAGGUUAAGCGCAGUGUAAAAAAAGCCUCAUAUGUUGUGUGAAAUUGUUGAGUGUUAUUGUUGCUGUAACUUCUGUAAUACUUGUCUACAGGACACUAAUAUAUUGUGUCCAAAGGUUUAUUUAACAUUUAGCAGGUCUAAAAUGAAGGACUUUCUGCUUAUAAAUGUUUUUGAAUAAAACUUUU